AUGGUGACGGCGUCGAUGGAGCCUGCCUGCGGCGGCCGGCAGGGUGAGGCGGGCGCGAAGGCGCUGCCCACCGCCUGCGGGGGCCUCCCGGACGUGCCCUCGCCGCCGGCGGAGGCGGGGCCCCCGCCGCGGAGGGUGCGGCGGGAGCUGGAGGUGGUCGUGCCCGAGAACGCCACGCCGGGGGAGACGAAGCUCUCCGUCUCCCUGGAGUCCCAGAGGCUGCGCGUGACCGUGCCGCCGGAGGCCGUGCCCGGAGACAGGCUCGCGCUGACGGAGCAGGAGGGGGACGCGUGGUCCUGCGCCGUGGUCGGCGGGGCGCGGCCGCGGCCGCCGCCGGCCGCGGGCGACGGCCUCGUCAAGUUUCUCGUCCCGCCGAAGGUGACGCCCGGUGUGACGAAGAUGGCGGUCAACGCGGGGCCCAACGAGACCGUGCUCGUGACGGUGCCCCCCGGCUCGACCCCGGGCGACAAGGUGGUGCUCUCGAGGGACCCUGGGGCCGACGGCGAGCCGGGCCCGUGGAAGUGCAGCUUCGUGCGGGAGCACGUGAAGGCGGCCGCAGAGGGAGAGGCCGCCCAGCUGGACCGCUGGCGGCUGCCACCGCUGCGGGCGCCGGCCCCGGAGGCGGGCGAGGCGUGCGCGCGGCUCUUCGCGGCGGCGCGGGCCGCCGGGUGCCACGUGAGCCCCAAGCUGGUCAGAGGGUGCGCGCCGCCCCUGGACAUCCCCGGCCUGCUGGCCGCGGAGGCCAUCGACGAGGGCGAGGAGCUGCUGAGGGUCCCCGCGAGGUUCCACAUCACGCCGAGGAGGGUGCGGGAGCAGGACCCCGACCUGUGGCGGGCGGUCGCCGAGCUGCCGGAUGACCUGCCGCGCGGGCGCCGCAGCGAGGCGUGCCAGACCUUGUUCGUGGCACGGCUGCUGAGCGAGGCGGAGGGCAGGGCCGCCGCGGCGACCAGCGGCGAGUUCGGUAGCGGAGCCCACGAGGGGCUCGGCGGAGCGGAUGCCGAUGUGUCGAGAGUCUGGCGGUGCUUCGCCGACAGCCUCCUCGGCGAGCACUUCGACGCGCACCCAUACCGCCUCGCGGCCGCAGACCCCGCCGGCACGCGGGCCACUUUCGAGCCCUCGUUGGAGGCAGAGCACUUCGUGGAGAUGGCGCGCGACCUCGCGAACGUGCACCACAUCAUUCAGGCCGCCUGGUCCGAGGGUACGGGGGCUGGACGCUGCCCGGACUUCGGCAUGUACGCGAGGGCGCGCUUCAGCCUCCUCACGAGGGUCUUCCAGACCUGCGACAGCUCGACCAUGGUGCCCGUGGUCGACCUCCUCAACCACCACUCCACGUCUCCCGGAGUAUCGUGGAGGUGGGACCCCGAGGGGCAGGCUAUGGUGGUCACCGCGGACCGCGCGCACCAGCCGGGCGAGGAACUCCGCUGCUCGUACGGCCCGAGAUCCAACGUGCUGCUGUAUCGCACCUACGGCUUCACCCACCCGCCGGACAUGGAACCCGCUUGGUCGUUCGUCGUGCGGCAGGAGGCGGUGCGGCCGGUUUGCGAGGUCUUCCUUCCCGGCGGCUUGCUGGAGCCGAUCGUGCUCGACACCGCCCACCUGGAGGACGGCCUGUGCAAGGCCCUCAACUCCGCCGCCUCCCACGGCCGGGACGCCGUCGAGUUCCUGCGGCUUGUGAGUGCCCGCUGUCGCUGGCCCUACGAGCAGAGCGAGCGGCUGCGGCCCUGCCUGCGGGCGCUCGCGCGCGCGAGGGCGCGCGACGCGGCCAGCGGCGCGUGGUGGGCCGAGCUGUCGGACCCGGAGCGCGAGCUCGCGGGCCAGGAGUGGGCCCGGCUGGCGAUGUGCGAGUACCUCUGCCUCGUGGCCCACGAGGAGGCCAUCGAGUGUGCCGACGGCAAGCUGGAGGAGGCCAAGUGCCUGGCGGGCGCCGUGAAUCUGCGGCGCCUCCUGGGGCAGGCGAUCGGGAUGCUGCGGGCCGGCAAGCGCUUCGAACUGAAGCGCGUGCGCGCCGACGGCGAGGAGGCGGGCGAGGGGGACGAGGUCGCGACGUAG
Molecule: messenger RNA, 2049 nt
Organism: Prorocentrum cordatum
Lineage: Eukaryota; Dinophyceae; Prorocentrales; Prorocentraceae
Source: the annotation of a GenBank genome assembly